Messenger RNA from Paraglomus occultum, 1632 nucleotides. NCBI's taxonomy places the organism in Eukaryota, Fungi, Glomeromycota, Glomeromycetes, Paraglomerales, Paraglomeraceae. The record is from the annotation of a GenBank genome assembly.
AUGGGUUUUUACUUGCCAACCGAAUGCCUUCAGAAGAUUUUAUCUUAUAUCGAUGAAGAAGACAUUUCGACUCAAUACUCUUGCCUGUUAGUCAACAGGAUAUGGCAUGAUAAUACACUCCCAAUUCUUUGGAGAAGACCGUUUGCUUAUGUCAAACCAAAAUAUUCCCAUAAAGUUCUACAUGAAUUGCUUUUAUUACUCCCAAAUGAGGUGAAAAAGAAGCUGGGAUUACUUAUGAUCAACCUUAAACCGAUAAAUAACUACGCACGGUUCAUCCGCGACAUCGAUUAUUUGCAUUUGGUUGUAGCUGUCGAUACUUGGUGGUCAUCCGACUUGCGAAAUGAGUUUGUGAACAACUUGCUUCUUCCCAAUGGAUCUAAAGUACGGCCAGAUAGUCCCAUGCCUCCAGCACCAUACUUUUGCGACGUAGAGACAUUCUCUGCAUGUUAUUUGCAAGCAACAACGGCUCUGGAAAGGGAGAAGUUUAUAUGCGAACUGUGUAAAUUAAUUCUUAGUCAGGCUAAUCGGAUUGAUCGAUUAGCGCUAGAUUUGGAGAAGUUGAGUGAUGAUUAUGUUAACAAUGUUGUGGAAAUCCCAAGAAUGCCCGAAGCCCAGAUAUCAUUGGCGAAUAUUCGUGAGUUUGUAUGCAAGGGCCACUUUCCUAAAGAACACGUCUUUCGCGAAAUGGCAAAGUAUUGUCUGAACAUCGAUAGCCUAGAAGUCGGCAAUCGUCUCAGAUGGGAUCGUCCUAGGUGGAGUGCCGCCAAUGAGACUUGUAGUGCAUUGGCGCAACUGAUCUCGGUACAACGAAAAUUGAGAAAGUUUGUAUUAAUUGAGUGGAAGAUCAAGGAUCUCGAACUAUUCAACGCACUGAAAACACAGUCGGAAUCGCUAAAGCACUUUGAAAUGUACAAGAGUAGUAUAAGUAAUUGUGGUCCAUUGACUGCCUUGAGCAAGUGUUGUAACUUGGAGAUAUUUAAGAUGGACGCAUGCUUUGGGACAACGAGCAUUCAUAUGAAACCGUUGACUUAUCGUGCUUUCCCCAAGCUGAGACAUUUUACAUAUAUUGACACCAUAUACCCAGACGUUCCUGAAUUCGACAAUGAAUGGGAUCCCCCGGUUGAAGAGUUUGCAGCUAUAAUGAGCAAUGCAGGACAAUACCUGGUCGAAGUGACGCUAGGGAUGGAUAAGAAGAAUUAUCCAGUAAUAUUCAAGACACUGUCACAAUUCUGUCCAAAUGUCAAGAAAUAUGUAGCAGUAAUAGAAUGGGCAUCAGAUAUAAUGCAUUUAAUGCCCGGCAUCGCUUCUUCAUGUCCUAAUCUUGAGGAAUUAUCCAUCGAAGUCCUUAUGAAGACGUUUCAUCCCUCCGAAGAACUGAUCAAUUUGGUUGGGACACUGCCUUCCUCUUUACAAUACUUCCGCAUAAAUGCGUGUGCUGAAUUCUUUGGCGAGGACUUGACGACGUUUAUGAACAAGUGUCCCCCUAAGCUCAAGGAGUUCACAUGGUUGACUUCAUGCACUUCGUGCGAGCGUUAUAUGCAAUUGUCACAUGAGAGGUUUAAGGAGUAUAAAGUGUCUCUAUCUUCAGAGGGCGAACGUCGACAUCAUUUGAUUCUCAAAAGUGUAAAUUAG